GUCCGCCGUCGGCUCAACAGAUCUGAAGCAACACACGUCACACCAAUCACCAGUUUACCAGAUCUGAAACAACUUUUCGAAUUGCCGCUCACCUAGCCCCAAAUCCCAAAUCCCAAACCCAAACCCUCCACCGGCCACCGGGUACGCUCCCCCUCCGCUGUGCCCCCGCAUCUGCCGCACCAGCCCCGGAACCCCAAUCGAUGGAGGCCACCUCCGGCGGCGACGAGUGGGAGAUCGAAAACGACGAAGGCUUCGUCUACAAGCGCCCCCGCGUCCUCUACCCCGUCGGCGGCGAAGACGCAGGCGCGGCGGCGGCGUCCUCCACGCCGGCCUCGACCGCCAAGUCCAUCCGCCUCCAGCGCCGCCGCCGAGCGCUGCUCCGCCUUCGAGACAAGUACCUCGCCGAGCUCUCCCAGUGGGAAUCCCUCUCCUCCGAUCUCGUCCCGGUCCCCACCCCCUCCGCAGCUCCCUCCGUUGCUCCGUCCGCUACUCCUCUUCCUGUCACCGCCUCAGUCGCUACCAUCUCCGCCGACCACACCGUCCUCGACGACCUCAUCGCGGAGGCGGAGGUGCAGGGGGAGAUAUUCAAGAAGGCGUCAGAAAUGUGCGAUGAGAUUACCGAGUUUUGCAACGAGUAUGAGGCAGCCAUCGUGGAUGCCGUCACCACGCUGCCGGCAUGGGGCAAUCCGCGGGAGCUAAUGAAGUCCUUGUGUAGUCAAGAUGAGCAGGCCACAGUGCUGCCAGCACGGGGAGAUCCGCGGGAGCUUAUGAACCUACUGUCUAGUCCAGCUGAGCAGACUGCCCCUGGUAUCAAUUGAGAAAACUCUAUUGGCUGACUUCUGUACUUACCUAGAUAGUUUACUUGUUGUGGUUGAGAAUUGCAGUUUGAUUUGAGGCAGAAUUGAGGCUCAAUAGCUUUGAUGUGCUUGUAGGAUGGGCAGAGAUUUCAUCUUGAUGUGGGGGGCAGGGGGAAUCAGCAUUCUGUAACUAAAUUAGUGUAUGUUGAGCUGAAAUAUGUUAAGUGUAUUUCUUUAUAGGUGUUGUCUUAAGUAUUGGAGUUGUAGUUAUCUAUGGAAGUGAUUUGUGGGGGAUUCACAAUUUUGCACAACUUAACUAUUUCUUGUCUUCCAAACUGGAUUGAUUAUGUUGGAAUUCAGCACAUAUUGGCACAGUUUUCGCUGUUA
This is a messenger RNA of Brachypodium distachyon (stiff brome), 1184 nucleotides long. RefSeq lists its product as uncharacterized. The record is from RefSeq and is a predicted model, not a curated record. The coding region runs from base 201 to 818 and encodes 205 amino acids. Lineage: Eukaryota; Viridiplantae; Streptophyta; Magnoliopsida; Poales; Poaceae. The transcript is spliced from 2 exons.